This is a messenger RNA of Triplophysa dalaica, 1741 nucleotides long. It is a transcript of the gene hand2, whose product is annotated as heart and neural crest derivatives expressed 2. Gene Ontology annotation, biological process: regulation of transcription by RNA polymerase II; heart development. Lineage: Eukaryota; Metazoa; Chordata; Actinopteri; Cypriniformes; Nemacheilidae. The transcript has 2 exons. Gene Ontology annotation, molecular function: RNA polymerase II transcription regulatory region sequence-specific DNA binding; DNA-binding transcription factor activity, RNA polymerase II-specific; protein dimerization activity. The record is from RefSeq and is a predicted model, not a curated record. The coding region runs from base 483 to 1109 and encodes 208 amino acids.
UCAAACGGUGAAUUCGCCCGCUUCUACAGACAGAGAGUGAGAAUUCCGUGCACAGCAUCGACAGGGAUAGGAACGUUUUACAUUGACGCGCAACGGCAUUGAAUCGUCAGGGUUGCAAAUCAAAGACGGCUCUAAACUCAUCUGUAACCAUUUCAUUAGUAGCCUAAUGGAACUUUAUCAUUAUGGAUAUUUUCAAUGGAGAGUAUGAAUGUAAGUAAACUUUUUCGUUGAUAACUAGUCUAAAGUGCUCUCAAAGCUGAAGUCUGAUUUGUUCGUCCGUUAAUGUUCUCCUACAAAUUCGGCAAUAACUUUGUUAUGGACAAAUGAGAAGUGUUGCAUUUUAGUGUUGGAAAAACAUACUACAUGAGUACCUUUUAUGGGGAGCCAGCCGUUGUCUAAAUCUCCAAGUAAAAUUAAGCAAAACCUGAGAGCACACGAGUACUCCGUCUGUGAUUUGUCGUAGGAUAGAUCAGUCUGUCGCCAUGAGUUUAGUUGGAGGGUUUCCCCACCACCCGGUGAUGCAUCAUGACGGCUAUUCCUUCGCUGCUGCAGCAGCUGCCAGCCGCUGUCAUGAAGAAACCCCAUAUUUCCAUGGGUGGCUUAUCAGCCAUCCGGAGAUGUCUCCUCCAGACUACACUAUGGCACCCUCGUACAGCCCCGAAUACUCAACCGGAGCCCCCGGGCUCGAUCACUCGCACUACGGAGGAGUACCAGGGGCCGGCGACGUCGGAAUGGGACCACGCACGGUGAAACGUAGACCCACGGCAAACCGAAAGGAGAGGCGCAGGACUCAGAGCAUCAACAGCGCCUUCGCAGAACUCAGGGAAUGCAUUCCCAACGUGCCCGCGGAUACGAAGUUGUCCAAGAUCAAAACUCUUCGCUUGGCCACCAGUUAUAUUGCUUACCUUAUGGACAUUCUGGACAAAGACGAACAGAACGGGGAAGCAGAGGCCUUCAAAGCAGAAUUCAAAAAGACAGACGCCAAAGAAGAGAGGCGAAAGAAGGAAAUGAAUGACGUUUUGAAAAACUCAGGGAGCAGCAAUGACAAGAAAACCAAAGGGAGAACUGGUUGGCCGCAGCAUGUUUGGGCUUUGGAACUGAAACAAUGAGACUAAAGCAAAAGACAUGAAAAGAGGCCCUCUGAACUCAUUUUCAGUUGUUCUCUCACUUUAUUUAAUGGAAUAUUUAUGUGCAAUUUCCCGCUACGAACAUUGGAUAUUUGAGGAAAAACCAUUCCAUUUAGAAGGAGGAUACUCUCUUGGUAAGAGACUGUGUGUUGCUGUCUGAUGAUGCUUAUGUUUGUUUCCUUGUCCUAUUGUGAAUCCAAAUUAGAUAUCUGCCACUAUAGGAGUACGUGAAGUUGUCUGUUUCUGUCUCUCUAUCACUUUCAGUAGGCUAUUUCUUUCUCUGUCUUCAUCUUUCUUGAAUUCUAAGAAGGAUUAGUCGAUGUUAUAAUAUAGUAAAUGUUUUAUUUGAAAAUGUCAUGAAGUGUUAUAUUGUCAUUUUGUGGUCGUAUAGAUUGCUGAAACAACUGUUAAGUCCACUCAGUGCACUUCCGUCCAGAGACACAAAACUUAAAAAAUAUUGGAGAUGUAAGCAAUGUAAUUAAUUCAAUAAACCACUGUGUUUGUAACGAUCUUAGACCCUUUUUAUUCCCUUGAGCUGUAAUGAUAUUGAUAAACUUAUUGAUGUUUUGUAAAACUACUUUUACAAUUAUUCAAAAAGAUGAACAGUUAUUUAA